Messenger RNA from Ogataea angusta, 1251 nucleotides. RefSeq lists its product as uncharacterized. The transcript has a single exon. Gene Ontology annotation, cellular component: nucleus. The coding region runs from base 1 to 1251 and encodes 416 amino acids. Gene Ontology annotation, molecular function: protein binding. NCBI's taxonomy places the organism in Eukaryota, Fungi, Ascomycota, Pichiomycetes, Pichiales, Pichiaceae. Gene Ontology annotation, biological process: translational termination; positive regulation of cellular response to hypoxia; positive regulation of SREBP signaling pathway. The record is from RefSeq and is a predicted model, not a curated record.
AUGGCUCCUAAAAGACCGUUGGGCUUUGGAAAGGGCUCCAAGGCGAAGAAAAGCAAGACAGAGCCAGCGCCCGAGGAGGCUCCAGUGACAAACGAGCUGACUGUAGAGCUUCCACAGGAGGUGGAUGCCAAUGAUCCUCUGAACCAGCUCGAAGGAUUAUGGCUCACGUGGUUAAAGUCGGAUAGAGACAACGAGCUGAUCCUGAAUGGUAUAGUCCACGAGUGUGACCGUCUGUUAAGAAACUGUAAGCAGAACGGCGGUGACGAAGACAUUGAACUCACUCCGUCGUUCUACGCUAUUUACGGAAGGUCUCUAGCUGCUCUGGCCCAGUUCAACACAGAAGACAGCGAUACGAGCGUUGCCGAGUACUUUGAGAAUGCCCUUGAGCGGAUCGAGAACGGUAUGGACAAGUUUUCCGGCGAGGAGGUGCUUUUGUUUGCCAAAGCGCAGAUUAUUAUGGAUAGAAUACCUUUGGAGUAUAUAUCGCGGAUGGACUUGGAAUCGUCCAAGAAGCAGUUCCCAGAUAUAGUCGAGUUGCUGGACGAGGCCACGAGACUGAUUGAGUUGGGAACGAAGACGGCCGAGUCGAAAGAAAAUCACGCCAUUUUCAAUGGUAGCACGGUGCUGGAUAUACUGGACUCGCUUGACGACUUGCUGGAUAUUGUGGAUAAUUUUGGCCGCAGCUACGACGAAGGUCUGGACAGCGAUGCGGAGGAUUCCGACGAGGAGGAUAUUAUGCCGGAGACAGAGUUAUCCUCGACGCAUCCGUUGUACGAAAUCAGAAACACGGACAAAUACAACGUUUUCUGGCGAGAGGCCAUGCAGAAAAGCCUGAGUCUACUGGACAAGAACGAGAAGCCAGACGCGGCAAUCAGACGCAAUCUCGUGAAAAAGCUGGGACAAUCGUACUUAAUGGAGGCCGAGGAGCCGAUCUCCAUAUUUACGACGCUGGAAUACGACUCCGACGCCGAGGAGCAGGAAAUCGACGGAGUUUCUGCAGCCGCCGCCAAGCAGGCAGCCCAGAAGCUGGUCGGCACGGCUAUAGAGUAUCUUGAAGGGGCCUGGGACGAGGAGGACCCGCAGACGUGGGUGGAUCUUGCCGAGGCAGAGAUCUCGAUGGGCAAUCUCUUUGACGUUGGCGGAAGCGAGCAGGAGGAGUGGUACGCGCGUGCGGAAAACAAGCUUGUGCGGGCUAACAAUGCCACGCACGGGAAGUACGAGGAGGUGCUGGAGAACCUGAGAGGUAAAUAG